AUGGAUCGUUCUCGUGAACCAAUAACAAUCGAUAAAGUACUCGAUAUCAUUAGACAAUACAUUGAAGCAGCUAAACAUGUUCAUCAGUAUCAAGCGGAAUGUGAAGCAAUGUCUGAACGUCUUGUACGUUUGAUGGACAAGUUGGAUGGUUCAAGUGAACAGUUGCGCCGUGAGUUAGGAAAUGUAGUAUUCGACAACAUUGUUCUUAAUUUAUUUCGUACUCUGAGCAGAAUUCGAAAUUCUAUAUCUGAAUGUCAGCAUCCGAAUGAGGCAUUAAAGGGACCAAAGAAACUAAUCGCUCAACAAGCUCUAAAAAGAGAACUCGACAACGCCAAAUUUGCGUUGAUAAACUAUGAGGCUGAUUUGACUGCUGAUUUGGAGAAGAAAAAAGAAAUUCUGUCAGUAGCACUUCGCGAAAAACGCGUAGUAGAUAAAAACCGCCAAAAUACACAAAUUGAUGAACGCUCUAAACUAUUCUUGAACAUGAUCGGAACAGAAAUGGAAUUAAUGAAGAAGAACAACUUGCCAAUUCUGUAUGAGAAUCAUGAGAAAAUUAUUAAGCGCUACCUAAGUCAUUGUAUGAAUGUUCACGCCCGCAUCCCAAUUGUAGGAUUAGAAGCUACUAUGAAAGACUUUGUCACCAAUAUCUAUCAAUUACCACCGUCAGAAUUUUCUGUUGAAGCUACUAGUGAUAUUCGUACCAUUGAAUUACCGGUCGAAUCAGUCUAUAUCCAUUUGCAGGCCGAUCGAUCGACUGCAUUUGAGCGAGAACAAGCUAGAAAAUUAAUUUCACAGAAUAAUGAUGACAAUGACAGAGAAAAAGAUGUAUAUAAUCGAGAGAUGAUGAUAGGACUAGCGUCAGAACCAGUUAUGUAUUCACUGAUCGAAAGAGAACGAGUUAAUAAGGAGAAAGAAUCCGAUAAAUCGAAUUUUCGAGAAAUAUUGCGCAAUAAUCGAUGGAUUGUCAUACUUGGCGAUCCGGGAAGUGGAAAGACGACGUUUGUUCGAUGGCUUCUAUCAAGAUAUAUUCAAGAAAUAGAGAAAGAUGAACAGAAAUUGCGCAGUGAUGCUAGUGAUCAAGAUAGAGAUGAUCAAGAAGAAGAUGAGGAAAAGAACAGCAAAGAUGAAACGUUCGUGGUAGGACCUCCUCGUAUGCCUAUUCUCAUUCGUGUUGGUGAAUUUGUAGAAGCUCUUCAAAAAAACAAAGACCUUUCUCUCAUUGAUUACAUUGGUUUUCACACAUGGAUGGGAGAUUCCAUGUUAAAUUUCAAACCUGGGCAGAGCAAAGAUGAUCAACAAAAACAAAUGAAACAGUUACAAAUUGCUCUGCACGAUUAUAUCAAAAAAGGUUACGCACUUAUCGUGUUAGAUGGUCUUGAUGAAAUCCCCGAAUCCGAAACUAGAAAAAAUGUUGUUACUUUAGUUGAGGAUUUUGUAGCAAAUUAUGUUCAGACGCCAUCGAGUGUUUCUGUUUUCGAUGAUCAAUUCAUCAACGGAGAGCUCGAUAUUCCUUAUAAGGCUGGUGGAAACCAACUUAUAAUCACUAGUCGAAUAGUAGGCUAUCAUAAACAACCGUUGAGUGGUCAAUUCUCUCACUAUACCAUUCUACCGAUGGAAAUGGAUGAUACGAAAAAGUUUGCCGAUCAUUGGUUUGAGACAGUUCACAAGAAAAUGAUCUCAUUGUUGGAACUCAAUAUUUUAGAUGAAGUAAGAGAAAAUGUUUGUGCACAUCAAAUUGAAUUGUUGAAAACAGAACUAGACAAGCCGGGAAAUAAGGGUUUACGUCAUAUGGCGUCAAACCCUUGUUUGAUGAAUUUCAUUUGUCUCAUUGCGUUUCGAACACGUGGCGCUGAAUUACCUGCUCAGCGCAUUCGUCUCUAUGACGAAAUGGCCAUGUUGAUGAUGAAGCUGUGGAUAGCUAAAGGCCCUCAUGGUUUUGUAGCACAGCAAAACGUAGUUCAUAAGAUUCUGUGUGAUAUUGCGCUCUACAUACAUCAAAAUUGUCCUAGUGGAUUGAUUGAAAGAACAUAUUUGAAAAUGGUAUGCUUAAAAUCUCUACAGGAACGCAUUAGAGCGACAAAUAAAAAAGAACAAGAGCAAUUAGUUGAGCAGUGCGUUGAUCAAUUUGAACGCAAUGCUGGAAUUCUGGCCGCGCGUGGUCAGCAUUUAUAUGGCUUUUUACAUUUGACAUUGCAGGAGUAUUACACAUGCAGGAAUAUAAUAUCCAUUGAAAAAAACAAAAGUUGGUCAGCAAAUUUAGCCAAAAUCUUUCAAGAGCACAUCACAGAUCCGCGAUUUCGUGUUCCAUUAACAUUAGCUUUAGGUUGGAUUAGUUUGAAAAAGGAAAAGUCGGAGCUUGAUGAAUUUUGUCAAGCACUCUUCACAUCAAAUAAUCAUUUAUCACGCUAUUUUCCUCUUGAAAUUCUUAUGUUUAUAACAUCCAUAGAUGAGUUGGAGAAAUUACCAUCACGAGGAAUAAUAUUCACAGGAUUGAGUCGCCUACUAUCGAUCGCUGCGAAGAAUAAUUGGCACACAAACUAUCCAAAUCUUGAGAAUAGAAUGGCGAUUGGCUUGCUUAAAUUACCCAGAGAGCAGAUAGAGGCGUGGAUUUAUCAAGAGUUUUCUUCCGAAAACGCAACGAUAGAAUCCAUUAGUUCCCUUUGUACAUUAUUGAAAGAAUGUGAGAAAAUCGCUCAAUCAGAAGAAAAUAACGAGAAAAACGUGCUUCUAAAACAGUGGGCUAAUAAAAAUGCUUGUAAAUAUUUACUGAAGUAUUUGCCUGAUGAUAAUAUCGACAAUCAAUUUCUAAUUGAUGCAGUACUUACGAAAAUUGCGAUUAAAGGGCCUAAAGCUCUUCCAUCCAAUGAUCUGAGAACAUUUUUCAUUGAGAACCCGAAAUGUUUACCUCAGUUGAAUUUACCAGUGUUAGCAGCGAUUAUCGCACUUUACGGAGGAUUAACAUUAUCGUACGAAAAAAAUAAAAAGGAUCGCGAGAAAACUUAUAAUUAUGAUGAUUUGAUGGUGACAUCAGCUGAUUUCGCAGUUAUUUUUUCACAAAAAUGUAUGCAUCGUAGUUCUCCACUCACGCCCCUUUUUAUCGAGUAUAUUCGUGGUGAACUGAGUGGCAAUCAAGCAGGUGCUCAGUCUACUUUCAUCGAGCGUAUUAAACAGGAAGCAAGGAAGAUUCGGCCUGAUGACCCAUCAUUAAAGGCAGUCGACACAUUCAUUCUCAUGUUUUGUAUUGUUGGCGUCGAUGAAGUUUGGUUAUAUAAGGAUUUUGUUAAACAUAGAGCAUUUCACUUAGCCAUCGAUCGAUUUAAAGGAAUUUCUAACUAUCUACGACAAUUCUAUUUCAUUCCAGAAAUAUACAAUAAAUAUGAAAGAAGCAUCAGUAGUAAAGAAAGUCUUUUAUCCAAUUUUGAUAAUUUCAAUGAAUAUAUGUAUAAGAAAAGUAUGACCAAUCAAAACUCGACAUAUUUGAUCGAUUUAUUCAUGAAUUGGCAUCAGACCAUUGAUAAAGUUCGUCAUCAACCAUCGUCAGUGAACGAUGUCAAAAUUCUAUUCACUUUCAUCGAUUCGAUUUGCCGUGGUCGUGCACGUCUGUGUACAUCAACACGAACUUAUUUUACUAAUAAAUGGUUAUGUAAGUCAGAUCAACGUUUUUUGUUGUUACCGAAAUUCUUUCGAAAACAAGAAAACUUAAAACAACUGCUAGUUUCUACAUCGAAUGAAUCAUCUUUUCCCGGUCUAUCUCUUUCUAUGUUUUUACGCACUUUAUGGAUGUUUAAUGAUACUCGUCAUGGUGUAGACAUUUCCGAAGUGAUAAUUAAUAAAGCCGAAUGUUCCAUGCUUUUUGAGUAUGAUAGAAAUCAUAGUUUUGCGCUAGCAUUCGUUCCGAAACAUCUACAAUUAUUAUUUUCGUGCGCAAUGCAAAAAGGUCAUAUUUUUGUGCAACGUAAUUAUGAGAAUCCAGUUGCGACCGGAAAGUCAAAAUACGCUAUAUCUUUUGCACACAUUCUCUGUACUAGUCUAUUGUCGGUAUGUACUUCGCCUAUUUCAUAUGCUUGCCAAUCGGCUCUUGUCGCUCUUUUACCACUUGCUCGUUUCUAUCGAUUAGAACAUUUGAUUCUUGCUCUUCUUUAUUGGAGUAAAAUAAACUCAGAACAUGAUCCCGAUGCUGUCAAAUGGUAUUUUGAAGAAAUGAAGAGACCUAGAGAUCAUGACCAAUUUUCAUAUAGUGACAAUUAUCAUAAACUUACGGACGUUGAUCGAAUCGAACUAUCGGACACAGAAGUUGAUGAAAGUCUUCGAAUUGCGCUUGAACAGGUGGUACGUCGUGUACGCGAUGCUCUCCAACUAUUGAAAUCACGCAACUCAGUAGAAAAAACAAAUCUAGAAAUCUUUUCUGCAUCUAUCUCUUUGGGAUAUUUAUGUUGGGCAUCAGAAUCUGAAGAAAAGAAAGUCCUUUUUGAAGAGGCAAUACAGGCAGCUUCAAAAAUUAGUGAUGAACUAGUACGUCUAGAUGCACUCAUUGUUCUUGCAUCUUGCCCUUUCCUUCGUUCAUCUGAGUAUUUCUCGUCGGAUCUUAACCAAAUAAGAGCAUCACUAAAUGAUUCAACGAAAAAAGCGUUUUCAACACUACCAUCUGACCUGACGCCGCUAGUAUCUGUUUCAUUCGUAGAUCGCUAUGUCUCUUUAGUGGGUGCUGAUGAUAAGAUCAUUGAGAGAAUUGAUCAUAUUCUAGAUCAAACGGAUCAUUUGAAAGAUGAAGCUGACCGGCAAGCUGUGUGCAUUGCGCUUGGCGCUUCCGUCAAUUUGAGCCCUGAAAUUUCAUCGAAACUUUUUGGACUUAUGCAAGAAUUCACUGUAUCCUCUGUACUUGCACGCGCUCAUGUUCUUCAGUUUGACUCACCCUUACUACGAUACUUUGCGAUAAACUCAAAAGAACACAAAACAAACCCAUAUUCCUUCUUGUAUGAUAGAGAUCAUUCUCAGUCGAUUUCCGUACUCUAUGCUAGCCUCUAUUUAGCUAACUUGUCGAGUGAUGUUCAAAAGUUAUCGACUUGGUUGAAUAGUGCUCCUUUAUUGAAAGUUGAUAUUAGUCGUUUGUUGGAUCGACAAAAUGGUCAAUCACAAGAAAAGCGUAUUUUGACAUAUUCACAUAUUAAUGCUAUUGAAACAAAACUUAGCUUACUCGAGAAAGAACAAGUUUCUAAUGAAGUUACUAUAUUAUGCAUAGACUUAUAUGAUUUAUAUCACUGUGAAUGGAGUGCACAACCAUUCCUUAUGAAAUGGUUGUCGUACAAAAAAGAUUCUCCCUAUUAUGCUCUUGCCUGUCAUGCUGCUCUCAUCUUGGGUAGAUCUAACGUGUGGACAGUUAAAAAUGUGCAUAUUAUUUGUGAUUUACUUGAAAGUAAUAACGACCGAUUACGUCAAGAAACCGAAUGUCUUCUAAACGGAAAUGAGAGAAAAAGUAGUGAAUUAGGCUGGGAUAUAUUGAUUAUAUUUAUUGAACGCUUUAUUUCUUAUGAAACGAAAUCUACAUAUGCUUCCCUGGUGUUAAGUUGGUUUUUUGAAAAGUUGACUAUUGACAGUACAGAACACUUGAAAGAAAUUAUUGAGUUGGAGCAAAAACGAACACGUUUUCAUAAGAACUAUAAAAACAAUACAGAAGAAUUAACUACAGCGAGAGAAAAACAGAAACUAUUUGAAAACUCUUCGCCAAUCGCUCGUUGGUUUGUUCAUUUGACUCCUGAUGUAUUACAAUAUUUUCUAACAUAUUUACAAGCUUUUAUCGGUGAUCUGCCGGCUAGAAGAAAUCGUGAUAGAUUGAAAUUAACAGAGUCACAGCUACUGUUCGUUUUCAGUUGGUGCGCAAAAAUACUCAGUGUUGAUAGUAAUGGUGUUGAUAUGAUAUUGAAGAUGUUAUCGAAAAUUUUGACAGGCAAAUAUUCAUCGAAUGCUCAAUACAGUGCAGCAUUUGUAAUAGGUCAUAAUAGUAAACAAGAAGCACAGGAAAUAUUGCUUGAUGUUCUUCAGAAUACACAAGGGUCGGAUAUAAAUAUUUCCGAACGUGUUUUAGCUAUGUGCAUUCAUGCAUAUUGUUGGUCGCGUACUUUUAAUAAAAUUAAAAGAUCUAAAGAGGAGAAAAAUAAUAAAGAUAAAAACGAAGACGAAGACGAAGACGAAGGCGAAGACAAUAAGAAAGGAAACGGUCAGGAAGAUGACAAUGAAAUUGUUAGUCUUUGCGAAAAAAUGUUAAGACAUAGUUCGUCAGAUGUUCGGGAUGCUGCCAGUAUCGAAUUGGCAAAAGUAUGUCACGAUAUUGGAAAGCUUCUCGAAUACUUUGAAACUGAUCCUGAGCGUUGUUAUCAGUCGUUGAUUCGUGUUCGUAUCGAUAAAAACGACACAAAAGCAUUGAAAACACAUUCGAAAUCUGUCGUUGAAUUAAUUAAAGCUCAUCCUGAUCUUUUAAGGAUUUAUAUCAUAGAUCUUUAUGAUACUAUUAAGCAUUUUGGAGAUGAGAUCGAGCCUUAUCCAGAAUGGUCGACAGAAUUCAAUGACUUGUGCCUUAUUGAUAUUGCUUGCGAUCUUGUUGAGGAGAUGCCAUCAGCAUUUUUCCAUGAAAUCGAUCAAAUGAGUGAGCAAGAAAAUCUUCAAAAAGCAUUAUUUCAAGCCAGUAAACAGCAUAACAUCAAACGACGUAAUGCAUGCAUAAAAUUACUUGCUUCUUUUGGAGAUUUUAAUCCCGAAAUUUGUGAUUUAUUGAUUGAUGUGGUUGUUGAAAAUCCUUCGACUCAAGAGAUUUGCCUUAAUGCUAUUAAAAAUUUCCGCAAACCUCGUGCAUCUGCACAAAAGGAAAGUGCUUUACAGCAGUUGGAUCAAAUUCUAGAACAGAUGGAACCAAGCAUCAAAGAGCUAGAACAACCACUAGUGCAACUUAAAUCAGCACUUCUUGAACUUGAAAAUCCACAAAAUUGUCUAAAGAAAAUUUUAGCUCUAUUGGAGUCAAUCAUCAACCAGUUAGAAUCAGACCAAAAAGAAUUCAAAUCGAAUCUGACACAAUUCGAGUCAACGCUUAAGAAUCUAAAGCCAAUUCUGAAGCAAUGGAAAUUUGCAUUCGAUCAUCUUAAUGAAUAUCUUCUAUCUCCGUCAUUGAUUCAACGUUGGGCCGCAGCUGUUUUUUUUGAAAGAUUAGUUCAGUGUAAUGUAGUUUCCGCACAUCGUGUGCAGCAUCUUCUUAGUAACGCAAUCGAGGACCCAGUCUCGAAUUCUAAAAUUUGGCUAGGUAAAAGCGACGAUAGCCAGAGCGUGUAUAAUUGUGUUGGGUGUCUCAAACAUAUGUUGUAUAAACUACUAAUGCGCAUGUCAUCUGUUGACGAAACAUUAGCUGAAACAAACGUUGUCCAAACUAGGAAUCGGCUGCUCGAAGAUUUCGACGUAUCUGAGAUCAAUGCUAAUCUAUCCUCAUGUGUUAAUAUUGAUGAAGAUCCGCUUGACUCUGAUUAUGAAACUGAUGAGAGUGACCAUAUAGAUCGACAAAAGAUAAAUAUUAUUUUACCGAGACCAAAUUCCUCCCAAGUCCCGAUUGAAAAACCUGAAGACUCCACAGGUCCUUCACGAGUCAGACCAAGUUCAGCAAGAGUUACCGCAUCACCGGUACCUUCAAAUAACCCUGCUAAUAAUAGUAAAGUUUGCAGUAUGAUGUAG
Messenger RNA from Rotaria socialis, 7710 nucleotides. The record is from the annotation of a GenBank genome assembly. NCBI's taxonomy places the organism in Eukaryota, Metazoa, Rotifera, Eurotatoria, Philodinida, Philodinidae.